GACUACGCAGCCUAAACUCGUCAAAAAGCAACCUUGCAACAGGAAAAGUGCAGUGAAAAUUACAAAAAUAGCUGUUUAAACCUAAAUUUGUUGUACAAAUAUUAUUCAUAAGUUAUAUUUAAGGCUUGAGAGCAUCAAAGCAGAGGAUAACGCGUUAGCUGGAAGCUAACAGUGCACCCAAAUCCACGCAGAAACGUCGCCCGAGCGGCAGAGGUCAUCUUAAAAAUACAUUUUCGGGCGUGUAUGCCCCCCGAGCACGAUUAACCCCCCACCCAGAUAAGCCCAGACCAACGCAAGUAGCCCCCAACCAAAAACAAGAAGCAGCAACCAGUGUAGCACCAACCCGCCUCAGAAUGAUUCUGGAGAAUUCCGACAAGCUCAAGGAUUGGCUGAGCGUGGUCCUGGAGCCACUCUGCGAUGCAGACUCCUCGGCCUUGGCGCGCUAUGUCAUCGCGCUGCUGAAAAAGGACAAAUCGGAUAAGGACCUCAAGCGGAUCAUGAUCGAGCAGCUUGAUGUUUUCCUGUCCGAGGAGACGACGCGCUUCGUGGAGCGCCUCUUCGAUGCCAUUGCCAGCGAGGAGUACCUGACGGUGCCUGCCGCCCCCCUGAUAACGGCCUCCAGUGCCUCCGCCAAUGAGCUGGAUCUCGACCAGGAACUGGCCCUGGCCAUUGAUGGGGCCCAGGAUAUCGAGGCCGUGCUGGCCGCCGAUUCCCCGCCGCCGCCACCUAAAGACAAUGUGAUAAACCCAGAUAGCAAUCAGGUCAAGUUGGAGCAGGUCAGCCACGAUGCCAGGGAAGCCGAGGCGUUGGCCUUUAUCAGCCAGGAAGCGGGCAUUGGAUCGCAGCCAGAUGUCAAGCCAGCCUUCGAUCAGCACAAAACCAAAGAGUCCCACAAUCCACAGUCCGCCUCCAACUACCAACACCACCAUGUGCGCAGUGCCAGUCCACCUGGCAGAAGCAGCGGAGUCAGCGGGACUGGAGGAGGAGGAGCUGGCGGAGCAGCUCUGACAGCGGGAUAUGCUGACAAGGAAAACCAGCCGCGCGACAGUCGCCGACGACGUGCCUCCCUUCGGUCCCGUUCUCGCUCUCGGUCGCGUUCUAACGAGCGCGCCUUUCGGCGAUCCAGGUCACGCGACCGUCGGGUGAACGACCGCGAGAAAACACAACGACAGUUCCGCAACAAAUCCCCGCCAGGCUCUCAGACCGACAAUCGGCAUCACGGCCGGCGCAACUUUGAUCGCCGGCGCAUCGGAGGAAAUGCAGAUGAACGUCCACGUUUUGGAAACACCAAGAGCCGACGCUCCCACAGUCGAUCCAUGUCGCCUGAGCGAAACGCACGUCGCAACCAGAGUUCCCCGGAGCGAGUGCAAGCAGCCCAGCCCAAUCAAGUUCCCGCUCCAGUGGCGGCACCUACGCCCGUAGAACAUCCGGCUGCCCAUCCUCGCCAGCGCUGUCGCGACUUUGACGAGAAGGGUUACUGUGUCCGGGGCGAGACAUGUCCCUGGGAUCACGGCAUUAAUCCGGUAGUGUUCGAGGGCAUCAACAACUCAGCCCUUAUGAUGUCCAUGCGUGAGUACAAUCCGGAUGCGCCCGAAAUAUGGGCGCGGGGCGGUGCACCGCCACCAGGAACUGGUCAGGGAACUGUGCCUCCGCCAACGCAGCCGGGCCAAACCACCAUUAAUCCGUUCACCGGUAAUGUUCGACCAAGUACUCUGAUGAGCGGCUCUGGGCCCAAUGGACCGAUGGGUGUUCCCAAUCCCGCUGACUAUGCCCGCAAUCCAGGCGCUCCGCCACAGUCUGCCAUGAUGCCAUUCCCGUUCAAUCCCACUGCUGUGACUACUCCAUUGCAGCGUCAACUGAUACCCAUUCCCGUGGUUGAUGGCGCUCCGUCGGGCGGCGUUGCUGAGGUUGGUAAGCGACGUUUCGAGCUGGAGGAUACGGUGGCCAUUGCCGAUGUGCCCACGAAGCGAAAGGUGCCAAUCAACAGUCGCCUUGGUCCACGGGUUAAUCCCAAUAUGCAGCAGCACAACAGCUCGCUGGAGCUUCGGAAGGUGCCGCGGGGAUUGAAUACCAUUGCCCAUUUGAACAACCACUUCGCCAAGUUCGGCAAGAUCGUUAACAUCCAGGUUUCGUACGAGGGAGACCCAGAGGCAGCUAUUGUGACUUUCUCCACCCAUGCGGAAGCGAAUGUGGCCUACAGGAGCACCGAGGCGGUGCUGAACAAUCGAUUCAUCAAGGUCUUCUGGCACAACGACAGCAGCGGUGUGGAUGUGGGCCAGAUGAAUCAGAUGGGCGGAGGAGGCGGUGGCAGGAAAAACGCGAGCCAGUAUCAUCUGCAUAACGUUCCAGCAGUGCCCACGCCCAAUGCUGACAGUGCGAAGAUCAGCAAUGCCAAUCCUCUGACCGAAGCGGGAGCGGGCAACAUUGGCAACCCUACGACGGAGCAGGCCAGCACAGCAGCUCCCGCCUCCAUGCGUCUCAAGCUGAACACGACGACACCGGGCGGCGCAGCUGGAGGACCAGGUGCGGGUGGAGCGGCUUCGGGUCGUCCCAUGAAUCCGACCGCUAAUGCAGCCAGCAUACGCAAGAAACAGGAGGAACAGCAGAAAGCGGUUCAUCAAUUGGCCAACGGGCUGCGCAAGCGCAAACAGGAAUUGCUUCAGAGCUACAUGAAACAGAUGAAGACUGCAUUGGAACUCGUAGAGCGCAUGGACCAGCAGGAUCCCCAAAGGGCCCCAACCCUGCAGACAAUCAAAGUGCUGCAGAUGACAAUCGAUAAACUAGGCAAGGAAAUCCAGGCCGAACAAGAUCAAUUGCAGGCACAAAUCCAUCAACAACAGCAGCAGCAACAGCCACCCGUCAAGAAGACCAAGGAGCAGCAGAAGAAGGAGUUGCUUGACAUGGAGCUGGAGCUGAUCGCCCAGCAGCAGGAGGGUAACGACACCACUGCCAUACAGAAGCGCCUGGAAGAGCUGCAGCGCAAUCUGGGCGUUGGCGGAGGCCCAGGCGCAAACAACAAGUCUCCCCACUUUGCAGCAGCUUCCGGGGCACCCGGUGGCGGAGCAGGACGCAAGCGUCCAAAUCUGCCGGAGGGACCCACGCGCGUCGAUAGACGACCAAAGGCUAUUGUGGUCACUGGCUUUGCGGCCGAGGAGGCAGACUUUGUCCUGGGGCACUUCAAGAACUUUGGCGAGAUUUCCAAGCAUGAUGUAGACCGUGAGAUUCCACAGUUAAUACUCUCGUAUGCGACCCGUCUCAAUGCCGAACAGGCCGUGCUCCGGGGCAAAAUGUACAAAGACAAGCGUCUGCAGAUUUCGUGGGCGCCCGUGGUGACUCCCGCACCGGUUCCGAUGGCGGCCCCUGUUGAGAAGUCCACUGCACCCGUUGCCAUGGCUGUUAGCCUAGAGAACCCAAAACAGUUGAUCCAGUCCGUCAGCGAGAGCGAGAGUCUGUUGGGCAGCGACACGCUGCCGGAGCUGCGUCUAGAGGAUGAGGAGGAGGACGAGGAGUCCGAGGAUCGUUCCUGGCGUCGUUGAUGCACCGCCCUGCGCUGCUGAGGCGGCCGGGGAAGCUUCGAGUGGCUCACAAGUGUUAGGGAACCCUUAACAUGUAUUUGUUGUUAUUCUAUAUCUAACUGCGGGGUGUGCGGCAGUGCCUGGAAAGAUGCACAGCGAAGCACUCUGCACACAUUCUGCAUAAUUAAACGCUCUAAAUAUUACUAAUAUUUUACUGAACAUAAGUUACGAAUCGCAUACAAAUACGAAUGAGUUUAGCAAGCCUAAGUCCGAAUUAACAACACAGAAACUACAACUUCAAAAGCGAAAUGCAACCAACUCUAAGGCUCGGUGCAAAAAUGCGCGAGGCAAAACAUUGGUUAAAGAUCGUGAACUACCUUUGUAUUUACACAUUUUUCACUCUAUCCUUUUCUUACAUACAAAUAUAUAUAUGCAGAUAUAUAAUUGUUAAGAUUUUAUGUUGAGUUAAAACGAUAAAACACUAAAAGAACAAAAAAAUUGCAAAGAAAAAAUCCCCAAAAACAAGCGCAAUGAAAAGUUAAAAAAAGAAAAAAAUCGUAGCAACGUGAAUGCAAAACAGCAAGUUAUAUAGAGAGAUAUAAUAAAUAAAAUAAAUAGUU
Molecule: messenger RNA, 4135 nt
Organism: Drosophila suzukii
Lineage: Eukaryota; Metazoa; Arthropoda; Insecta; Diptera; Drosophilidae
Gene: swm
Product: Zinc finger protein swm
Biological process (GO): mRNA processing
Cellular component (GO): nucleus
Molecular function (GO): RNA binding; metal ion binding
Source: RefSeq, a predicted model, not a curated record